AUGACCAACAACCAAGAAGAUCGACACAUGAAUGAUCACAGGGAACAACCGCCUCUCACCACUCAAGAUUUACUCAACACUUUGGUAGCAGGUCAAGCCCAACUCCAAAAGGACAUCCAAGCAUUGAUCCAACGAAUGGGGAACAAGAACUCUCAUGAAUCCUCUAGGGCCCAAAAUGAUAAUGGACCCAAAAAUUCUAAAGAAAGCCAUGGCUUGGUGUUGACUGAAAAUGAAAAGAAUAUGGUUGAACGAAUGGACCAAAUGGAAAAGCUCCUAAUGAGAUCUAGAAGGGUUGAAGAAGCUAUGGAUCUGCAUUCACUUUCGCUCUUUCCUCAAGCAAGAGCCCCACCAAAGUUUAAGAUGCCAACAUUGGACAAGUUUGAUGGCAUGAGCUACCCUAAAGCCCAUUUGAAAAUGUACAUAAGAGCAUUGCAACCCUUGGGAGCUGAUGAAGAGUUAUUGGCCCAAAUGUUUCAAAAUACACUCACCGAAGCUGCCCUACGUUGGUUCCUAAAUUUGGAGGAUUCUCGAACUCAGACUUGGGAAGAUAUGUGCCAUGAAUUUUACAAGCAAUACAAGUACAAUACUGAGGUGGACAUCACUUGGCAAGACCUUGAGACAACCAAGCAAGAUUCCAGUGAAUCUUUUCACGCAUUCAUCACAAGGUGGAGGACAAAAGCAGCCCAGAUGACUGUUAGGCCCAAUGAGGAAGAACAAUUGAACAUGAUUGUGAAGAAUCUCCUCCCGACCUACAACAAGUAUCUAUUUGCUCAAUACUUUCCCAACUUCAAGACCCUAAUUGCUACUGGAACCCAAAUUGAAGAUGCCAUCAAUAACAGUGGAAUUAUCCAAGAUCUCAUGGACUAA
Messenger RNA from Quercus lobata, 867 nucleotides. RefSeq lists its product as uncharacterized. The record is from RefSeq and is a predicted model, not a curated record. Lineage: Eukaryota; Viridiplantae; Streptophyta; Magnoliopsida; Fagales; Fagaceae. The transcript has a single exon. The coding region runs from base 1 to 867 and encodes 288 amino acids.